Molecule: messenger RNA, 1575 nt
Organism: Hemisphaericaspora subhashii
Lineage: Eukaryota; Fungi; Ascomycota; Pichiomycetes; Serinales; Debaryomycetaceae
Exons: 1
Coding region: 1-1575 (524 amino acids)
Source: RefSeq, a predicted model, not a curated record
AUGAACGAAUCAUCAACUCCAUCUCCUAGACUGAAACCAUCGUCAGAGGAUCCACAUAAUAUGACAGACGAAGAAGAACAAGAAAAUAACCAACAUGGCAAAGAAUUGACACCUUUACCACAAUUAAAGAAACUAUUAAGUUCUCAUCUGUCAAUUUAUAAUGCUUUAAAUAAUCCCGAUUUAGAUACUUCAUUAGCAAUAGAAACACCAAGACUAUUAACCCCUGAUUUGUUUACUCAACAGCAAUUCUCAAUAACUUCCUGGCAAUCCAUUCCUAGUGAAUUUCAGAAUUCCCCAAUCUAUUCUCAUGCUGCUUUAUCUACUAUGAAACCAAUUGCUAAAACCUCCAGUAUACUUUCAAUUACUUCGGAUGAAGAAAUAAUUACUGAUUCUACCGUUGUUGUACCAUCACCUGAUUCUGUAAUGGUAUUUGAGACUGAUGAAGAAGAAGAAGAUGCUAAUGAAGAUGAAUUGCCAGCCAAUUCAGCCAAUUCAGCCAAUUUGAAUUCGUUUAUAAUGCCUAAAAUGUCAGUUUCAGCAAGUUCUGAAACUACUCAAACUAAUAAUAACAAACUAUUUACAAUUGUUGUUAUUUCAAAUUCAUAUAAAUCAGAAAUUGAUCAAUUAAUUAAAUCAUUGCAUAAUCAAUUCAAUACUACAAUUAAAAUAUUACAUUUUAAUAUGAGUGAAGUAAAUAACGAUGAGAAAUCAAUAUUGGAAGAUUCAGAUUUAAUAUUUAUAAUUAAUGAUGGUUCUACUAAAAUUGUAGAAUUUGUCAAUUCAACAAUAUCAGAUCCUAUUCAAGAAAUUUAUCCGAAAAUAACAAUUGUUAAUUUAAUUACUGUCAAUUAUUUUAUUAAUUUAUUUGAAUUAAUAAAUCGUUUACAUCCCUAUCAGAUUUGGAAAGCGUCAUCAUUGAAUCAAGAUAAUUUGCUUCAUAAAUUUACCAGUUUUAUCGAAUUAGAAUCUGAUAAAGUACUAACCCCUAAAAAUUCCCAACAACUUAUCCCUAGAACCAUGUAUUCAAGUUUGGUAUCUACUAAAAAACCUGAUUAUAAAAUUAUAGAAAAGCAAUUCAAGGUUGAUUUACAAACUUCUACCACUUUUAAUGAUCCAUUAAAAUUAUCUAAAAGUUGUGGCCAAAUUGAAUUAUUUUUCACCAAUUUGAGGAAUUUUUUCAUAUUGGAUGAUGGACUUGGAAGUAAUAAUAAUACUGGUUGGAUAAUAAUUAGCUUUACAUUAGGAAUAGGGUUUGGAAUAGGUAUAACUAGUGGAGCUAUUUCUUUGAUUGGGCAUUAUAUAUCCAAUGGGCUUUGGGGACCUCCUCAAGAUUCAAAACUAUUGCAACCACAGGUGGUACGAAUAGACUCAAAUACAGUAACAAUUGGGAAUGAUAUGUCAACAAAGUUCAAAUUAAUGUUUGAAAAAUUCAUUGAUCAAAUGUUACAAACUUCAUUUGUUUUAUAUACUCGAGAAUUUUGUGAAUGUUAUUUGUUUGACUUUAGUUCUACUGUUAUUGAUUGUAUUAGAGGCGGGUUAGAAAAAGUGUUCUAUUAUACAGCAAUCAUUAGUUAG